AGGAAGGGGAGGAAAGAAGGAAGCCUAAGGUAAUUGAUGUUGGCGACGAGAGGAGAUCUGUGGCUGCCGAUGCGCUGCUGUUGGUACUCUGCUCUGCUGUGCUCUGAGUCCCUGUCUGUGCUCGAGCGGGUUCGAAGAGAAGACAAGAGACACAAACAGGAGGAGUUGGAAGGAGGAGAAGGUGGACGAUGUUCGUAGGGAUUGUCAGGGAGAGUGUGAUUGUGUGCUAGGGCUGGUGGAUCUGCUGCUUGUGUCACUCGUGUCGACCUAUUGGGUUUCUUUUUGCUGGGUUGCUUGCUCUGCUGUGCCAUGCUUGGCGAGCUGCCGCUCUGCGCCACUCUGCCCUGCGCUUUCUUCUGCAUUAUUGUACAGUUUGAGAGUUGAGGACAAGGCCUUGGCCGGCCACGGAGAGCGGAGAGAGUCGAGGGAACGGAGAGGUUUAUCGAGCGGAACGGUGCGACACAAAGACUGUCGAGGACGAAGAAAUUGCUUUAGGUCUAUAUUCUGAGGAUCUGUCUGCCUGCGCCGUCUCCAGUGGCAUCUAUCUACUUCUCCUAUCCACCCUUUUCUCUUGGAGAUGGGUGAGGGUUUGCGAGCCUCCCGUGAGUCCGAUAGGGAGAGGGAAAAAAGCAGGGAGAAAGAUGGUGAACGGGGAGAUCGGGAACGUCGUCAUAGGGAUAGGGGUGAUGACAGAGGCGAUAGGGGCGAUCGAGGUGACCGAGGUGAUAGGGCCGAAAGAGGUGAAAGGGGCACAGAAAGAGGUGAAAGAGGAGAGCGUGAUCGUGAACACCACAAAGGCCAUGAUAGAGAGAGAAGGAGUCGAGAAUACGACCGUGAUAGAGACCGUGACAGGCGACACCGACAUCGUUCCCGCUCUCGUUCUUUGGGUAGAUCUCGGGAAUUUUCGAAGUCCAGAUCUCGAUCACCUUCAAGAGAUCGAAGGAGCAAAAGGACGAGUGGGUUCGACAUGGCACCGCCUGGCGCUACGGUGGUUGUUGGAGCGGCAAUUCCAGGACAAUUACCAGGAAUGUCACAACCUAUGCCAGGUGUCUUCCCAACUAUGUUUCCGUUCGGUGGUACUCAGUUUGGAGGGCUCCCUGCAAUGCCGGCGCAAGCAAUGACACAGCAGGCCACAAGACAUGCCCGUCGAGUUUACGUUGGAGGACUUCCACCGAUGGCGAAUGAGCAGACUAUUGCCACGUUUUUUAGUCAAGUUAUGGCCGCCGUCGGCGGAAACACUGCUGGACCAGGUGAUGCUGUGGUCAACGUGUACAUCAAUCAAGAGAAGAAGUUUGCUUUUGUGGAGAUGCGGACCGUCGAAGAGGCCAGCAAUGCAAUGGCACUUGACGGCAUCAUUUUUGAGGGAGUUUCUGUAAGGGUAAGAAGACCGAGUGAUUACAAUCCUUCAAUGGCUGCUACUCUUGGACCCAGCCAGCCCAGCCCCCAUCUAAAUCUUGCAGCUGUUGGGUUGACUCCUGGCAGCGCAGCCGGGGGUGCCGAUGGACCGGAUCGAAUUUUUGUGGGAGGACUUCCCUAUUACUUGACUGAGGUGCAAAUUAAGGAGCUAUUGGAGUCCUUCGGGCCGUUGCGGGGUUUUGACUUGGUCAAAGAUCGUGACACGGGAAAUUCAAAAGGAUACGGAUUCUGUGUAUAUCAGGACCCGUCAGUUGUGGACAUUGCCUGUGCAACGCUUAAUGGCAUGAAAAUGGAUGACAAGACUUUGACAGUCCGCCGUGCCACUGCGAGUGGUCAGCCAAAACCGGACCAAGCAAAUGUUCUGGCUCAGGCGCAGCAGCAAAUAGCCUUGCAGAAGCUCGCUCUGCAAGCUAGUGGUGCUAAUGCAGUGGCUCUCGGAGGUUUGUCAAGCUUGAUGUCUGGCCUUUCUCCCGGAAUGAUUCCCGGGAUGAUGUCAGGGUUGGGGAACGGCCUCGUCUCUUCAAAUGAGCCCGUCACUAGAGUCGUCUGCUUGACUCAGGUUGCUGCUCCCAAUGAACUCAUGGACGAUGAAGAGUAUGAGGAGAUUGUGGAGGAUAUGAACCUCGAGUGCGGAAAAUUCGGAAACCUUGUAAGCGUUGUCAUUCCCAGGCCAAGAACAGACGGAGAAGAGGUUCCAGGAGUCGGAAAGGUUUUUGUUGAGUAUGCUGAUACACAAGGUGCGAUUAAGGCUAAAACAGCUCUCCAUGGAAGGAAAUUUUCCGGCAAUUCUGUAGUUGCGGUUUACUACCCAGAGGACAAAUUUUCAAACGGGGACUACGGGGGUUAAUACACAUUUUGAUGAGUUAACUUGAGAUAGGGAAGCUGUCACCUAUCGUUUCUAAACGUGGUGCAUAGACAAUCGGGAUAGCCGAGAUCCUCUACAUUGUCUCUAUCUUCCCACAGGGGCUUCUUGAUGCGAUCUAAAAGAUCAAGAAUUCGCGGACGGCUGUUUAGAGUUCCAUUCUCAAAAAAGUUAAUUGGAGAUUCAAAUCUCUGUGUAAUUUCAGUAUACAUAACAAUGUCUCACUGUCUGAGUUUUCUUCAGGCUGUUGAAGACCUUUCCCAUCUGUUGUCUUCCAUCAUGCGUGUCAAAAGUGGUUCGUGCACUUUUGUUUUUGUUUUGGAAGAGAUGUAGGUGAUGAUAGUACUCUUGUUAAUCCAAGAGUAACCUUCAUGGAGAUUUUCACUGUGAGAGUUCUUCGUUGUCCACCUUAACUUGGUAACGAAGAUGACUCUGUUAGAAAUUACGUAUAAUUUUGCAUGAAUUGGAGUGUCAGAUAGACCACAAGAAGUUUAGGGUAACCUGGUGCUGGUAAUGGACGAAACAAACGUUUUUGAACUCACAUUUUUGACUCACUCCAGAAGUCGUUUUAGUGUGAUGCAGUCGUGGUUAAGGAGUACAACGUGUUUCGUCUCCACCCAAAGCAUCACGGUUAGUCUGGGUACUAGGCACUCCCGGAGGAUUUUACUUGAGGCGCAUAUCAACACCUUCUGAGAGGAGUCUCCAACUCCUGUAGUUUGCGUUACUUUUGAAUGUCAUCUAGAAGCAAUAGAAAGUAUCCUCAGUCGUGCCACACCAAAUCGGCACACGUCCAAUUUUUUCCAAAUAUCGAUGAAAGUAGUCUCUUUAUCAUCGGAAGUUUUCUUCCGAACUGAACUAGAAUUCAGCGUUUUGUCAAGACAGACUUGGCAACUCCGUCACCUUCUGUAGACGUUGUAAUGUUUUCAGGGCUAACCUCUGAUAAUCAAAUGCGCAC
Molecule: messenger RNA, 3233 nt
Organism: Marchantia polymorpha subsp. ruderalis
Lineage: Eukaryota; Viridiplantae; Streptophyta; Marchantiopsida; Marchantiales; Marchantiaceae
Source: the annotation of a GenBank genome assembly